Sporisorium graminicola is the source of this 3249-nucleotide messenger RNA. RefSeq lists its product as uncharacterized. Lineage: Eukaryota; Fungi; Basidiomycota; Ustilaginomycetes; Ustilaginales; Ustilaginaceae. The transcript has a single exon. The record is from RefSeq and is a predicted model, not a curated record. Bases 1 to 3249 code for a protein of 1082 amino acids.
AUGUCGCGCAACGCCGCUGCCCAGCCAGCACCCCCUGCUCACGUCAGCGUCGUGCGUCGACCACUGGGACCCAGCACAAAGUCCAACGUCGUUCCGACAGCCACAUCCACCGCCGCCCCCAUCCAGGCGGUCAAAACACAACUCAAGACAGAAGAUCGUCUAUCGAAAGCAGAAGCAAAGAUCCACGAUCUGCAACGCGAGAAGAUUGCUGCUCAGAAUGAGCUCGGCGACCUCCAGACCGAGCUACGACUCGCAGCGCAACGCGAAGCCAAGCUGAAGCACAGCUUGGACAAGUGGGAAAAGUCGCAUGCUGCGCUCAAGGAGAAGAGCAACAAGCUCUCUGACCUCCAGUCUCGGCUAGGAGAGCUGCACAAGGUGCACGAAGAGUCAAAAGCACGCCGGCAAAAGGAAAUCGAAGAGCUCACGGAGAAGCUUCGUAGGGAAGAAGAGAAGCGCAAGCACGACAUCGCCCAAGCUGCGCAUACGCUUGCCAGCGAGAAAACCAAGGCACGGGAGGCGCAGUCGAAGUGUGCUGCGAUCGAGGCGGAGCUCGGGCAUCUUCGAAUGCAAGGCAACGCAUCGUCUGAUAUUCUACAGGAAAAGCAGCGCUUGAUCGACGACUUGCAGGCGCAGAGCGAAUCGGACAAGAUCAUCGCCAUCGACGCGCAAAAGUAUGCUCGCAAAAUCGAGACCGAGCUCAGUGCACGCAUUCAAGAACUGCAGACACAGAUCGAGCGUAAGAGCAGAGAUAUGGAACGCAUCACAGCCGAGCAGCAAGCGGCAACGGAAGCGGCGUGCUCGAGACUCGAGGCCCAAAUCGACGAGCUUAUGGAAGACGUCGAUGAUAUCGAGCAGCAGCACGCGCACAACCUCGCCAUGGUCGCCAAGGCCGUUUCUCACCAAGUGGAUGCCCUGCAUCAGCAGUCUGCUCUCGAAAAGGAUGCAUUGCGGUGCAAGUGGCAUUGUAGCGUCACCGAGGCUAUCAAGAUCGAGACGCUGGCCAGUGAGCGUGCGGCCCAGAUCCACGAGCUCGUGGCUGUCGUCAAGCAGGUUCAGGACGACCGCGACACCGCCAAGCAGCUUGUUGCCAAUCUCGAAGCCGACCUGGUCAGCAUCUCUGCAGAGCUCUUGGCUGAACGUCAAUUUGCUUCACUCCUGAUCGAGCAACAGCAAGAACAGCAGCAGCGCAUCAACUCCAUCGACGCAAGCUCGAGCUUUGGAGAUCUCUCCGGACUCACUGCAGCUCUCGACACGGACGGCGCGACUUCUUCGCUGCUUCGUGCCGAGCUAGAAGACGUCCGCGCACGAAACACCUUGCUGCAGGAAGAAGCGGAGGAGCUGCAAGCACGAUACCUUUCCCGAUCCGCCGAGGCGAAGGCUGCAGAAGAAGCGCUCCUCGCAGCUCGAAGUCAGGUAGUGACCCUUCAGACUUCGGUCGCUGCCAAAACGCACGAAGUGGACAGCCUAGUAGCGCAGCUCUCUGAGCUCGAGCCACUGCGCAAACGUCUUGCUGCUGCCCAGGAGCAAGCCGUCACAGCUCGCAAAGAAGCAGAAAUUCAGUCGGAGGCGUCUCGCUCUCUCACUGCUUCUCUGCAAAACGCAAGGGUCGCCGAAAAGGCAUGGCGAGAAGAGCGCGAUCGCAUGGCAUUGCUGCUGGACCAAGCCGAGCACUUUGAGACGCUCUACCUUGAGCUUGUCGAGCAGAGCAAGCACCUCGUGCAACGCCAUGCGUUGGCCGAGGAGGAGAAAGCGGCGCUGUCGGCGCUCAAUUCCGAGCUGCUUAGCCACAACAACCCGAACCAGAAGAUCAUGUACAUGGACCGCAUCCGCCACGAGCUCGACGAUGUCAAGCAAGAGAAUUUGGGCUUGAGGCUGCAGUUGGAACGGAUGCAGGAGGAUAACAAAGUGUUGCAGAAGGAGCUGGGGAGCUACCGGGCAGUGGAUAUGCCGUUGAGCCAGAGGCCAAGGGCCGAGGUGACACGGGUGUUAAGGGCGGCGUCGGACCACGAGGGGCUGCUGAGGCAGGUGUCCGGGUCGGUACCAACCAAGGUGAGCGUCAACGCAGCGCCAGCCAUGGUCUCUACGCCGAGCAAGUCGACUUUCUCUGCUGCCGCGGCCAAGACGCCAUUCUCGAUGCAAGGACCACGGUUCACGGCUACACCGCUGCAUCCGGAAUUGCAAAAGACGCUUGGAGCCGACGACCGACAACAAGCUCAGGAACCAGCGGAAGAGACAUACGUAGCAAGUGGCGAAGUAUGGCCGCACCCACCGCUGCCUGUGGACACGGGUCUGUCGCCCAAAAAGAGACGAUCGUAUGGCAACCUCUCGGUGCACGCCACAGAAGAGAAUCUUCAGCAGCUUGCGGGAGACGAGGCCGAGGACGAUACUUUGCUUCCCCUCCCCUCCUCUGCUGAAGUGGAGGAUCACGAGGUUGCGCCGAGACCGCAAGAGGUCGCCGUUCGACGCAACCGGCCGCGUCACACUCUGGUCAACAGUGGAGCCCUGCGUCAUCAGCCGCAAUCCUCGUCUGUUCCUAUCUCUACAGCCAUGCCCAAAUCGGGCUCUGCUACAGCAAUCGCUUCCGAAGGCACCACUGCCAGUGCAGGUAACAAUCGCCGUCCCAGUCUGGCCACAUCUUCGCUGGGCGUCAAAGCACGCCGCGUUUCCGAGAUUGUACGAGCCUCGACCCCGCCUCUGGCCUCGAUUGCCGACUUUUCAAAUCUCGAGACUCCGCACGCUCACCUUCUGGUCGACGCCGCGCUCCCCUCUCCCUCGCCAUACGGCCUCGCGGACUGGACGGCUACCGACGAGACCUCGCACGUCCCGGGCCUCAACCCGCACCGCUCAGCGUACCCGGCCAUUGCGCACUCGACGCCUCUUGUCGCUACACAGCGUCCCGCGCAGCAGCAAAGUGGGAGAUCACGCUACUCGAACGCGCAACGCGUCGCAGUGUCGCUGGAGGACACGACGCUGUCCACUCCGCGCGCGAGAGGUCUCCUGCCUCCAGCGAGAAAGAAGUUGGUCGAAGUGCCACAGGCGGACGGCGCGAGUGUAUUUGAAGAUGAAAACGACUCGUUCCGCAAAGGUUGGAUGUACGACGAAGAGGACGAAGUCAGGGAGCUGCCCGAGUUCUCGAUCGAGCAGCAAGCAGUUCAGCCGGCGGCCAAGAAGCAAAAGUCGAAGCUCAAGCCUAGAGGGUCGAUGAAGAUCGUCAAACCGGGUCCGAUGGCGAGGACCUUCUUCCGCUAG